UGUUUUAUAACCUGUCAUGUACCACUAAUUUAAAAAAAAUCCCCCGGUAAUUUAUAUAAAUUAUCAUGAUAAAAAAAUCAGUCCUAGUUUACGAUCUCUUAAGAUCCCAGAGAAAUGAAAAUGGCUUUUCACCUCACGAGAUUCUCCAGCGAGUGAGCGAAACUCACGGUUUCACGCCUGGAAAAGGCCUCAGGAGGCAAAUUAACGCAGCUUUAAAGCGAGGAAUGAAUUUUGGAAUUUUGAUGAAAGAGAGGAACCGAUACAGGUACGAUCUGAAUAUCACGUCAGUUCCAAUGCCACAGACACAACUUCCCCAGGGUAAAAAUAAAAAAGAGAAGAGGAAAAAACGAGUGGUGGUUAAACCAAGAGCUCAGACAAACAGGAAACCUCAGGGGAGGGCACGAGGUCCGGUUAAAAGAUCCAAGGACAUCCGUCCAAAUCCCACUGUUCCCCCACCGCCCAAUUGGACACCGAAGAAGAGAAUUUUACGGGAAGAAUAUGUUUCCAAAUUUACAAAACAUCGAGAUAAUUAAUUAAUUAAUUAUUCAUUCGAUUACCGAAUAAAUAAAAAUUAUUUU
This is a messenger RNA of Diachasmimorpha longicaudata, 578 nucleotides long. RefSeq lists its product as uncharacterized. The coding region runs from base 66 to 533 and encodes 155 amino acids. The record is from RefSeq and is a predicted model, not a curated record. NCBI's taxonomy places the organism in Eukaryota, Metazoa, Arthropoda, Insecta, Hymenoptera, Braconidae. The transcript has 2 exons.